AGAAGCGGAGCUCGGCUCUCACCCUCCUCCCGGCGGGGACAUGGGGAAUCCUGUGGCCGGUGUGGCGCUGACUCUCUGGUUCUUUGUGGAGUGUGUAGGGGCGAAAAAAUACUGCUGGUAUUUUGAAGGUGGAUACCCCAUCUACUUCAUAUGCCGCUCCUAUGAGGACUGCUGUGGGACUCGCUGCUGUGUGAGAGCCCUGUCCAUCCAGAGACUAUGGUAUUUCUGGGUGCUGCUGAUGAUGGGGGUGCUGUUCUGCUGUGGUGCUGGUUUCUUCAUCCGCAGACGGAUGUAUCCGUCCCCUCUGAGAGACGAGCCAGCAUUCAACGUCUCCUUCACCAGGCACCCUGUCACCUCACCAGUUUCCCAGCAGCCAGGAAGUAUGCAGGGCUUCGGGGUCAAUGGGAUGACGGGUGGUGACCCAGGGAUCCCCAUGACACACCCAGCAUACGCAGCACAGCCUGGCUCUGCCCAUAUGAUGAUGAGCUCCUACCCUCCGCCUCCAUCCUACUGCAACCACCCACCACCGUCCUACGAACAAAUAUUUCAAAACAGCGACAAGAAGUAGCGUCUGCAGUCCGCUGAGGAGAUCGAACUUGACUAGAAAGAGGGAAGGAGAGAAGAACGGGGUCAGAAGCUGAAUUACAGGGGGAAUCCGAGGAAGAUGAUGAAGAGGAAGAAGAAGCCUGCCAAAUGUUUGCAACUCUUUUUUUGGAUGUAAAACUUGGAAAACACAAUCUGUUGUUCUGUGGAAAAGACCAAAAGGCACAAUAACCGGACUUUAGAAGCACAAACACACACAUUCCCUCAUACACACACAGACACACACACAUGCACACUGCUUCAUUCGAAUGACUCAUUUACUUUUGAUUUGUUGUGGAUCCGUGUGUACAGUGAGCGUGCCGGCCUUGUGGAACCGAGGACGAGUGAUGAUGGACCCGUUGGGGUGAAGAUUUUGGAUUUACCCACUACCACCUGUCCCCUCCACCCUCCCUGUGCAGAACAAUGCCUGUCAAACUCAUUAUGUUGGAUAAUUUAGAUUUAAAGUUAUUACAGAAACACAUCAACGGUUCUUAAAACCAGUUCCACGCAUGACACUGACUUACUUUCUAUCCAGCAUUUUACCGCAGCCUGGGCUUUUUACGAAAUGAUGAGUUCUUGAUGCAUUUUUUAUUGCAGUAUAUGUCGUCCGGUUACAUAACGAUAUAAUGAGCCACUACAGCAGUGAGUGUUGCACUGAUUAAGGCUUUUCGUUGACCUCAUCAGACAUGGACCCAGCGAUGCAGAGAUGUGAUGAUGGCGUGCUGCUCUUGUUCUAGUGUCAAAUGCAAAGUCUUGGCUCCUGCGUAUGAAAAUGACACUUGUGGUCCACCACUAAUGGCUCACGGUGUAAAAGAGUUGGUUUUCACCCUAACGUUACUCUGGAACAUAAAAAUGAUGACAUGAUCAUCAGUCAUCAUCAUUCUGUGGCAUUAAGCCAGCAACACCAUUAGUCCUGUGUUACUAGCAGAGUUUGAUCAUGUAUGCUGCAGAAAAACUGUUUGAGCUCGGGAGUGUUACUGCAUGUCAGGGGCCUUAUAGCAUUAAUAACAUCCACAUGUUGUUGAAACACUGGAUUUGCUUGUGGGAGCAGUAAGUCUGCAAGAAUUCUUCAGCCUAGAGUUCAGCUUUAGUAAACUUUGACUCACUAAUGUACAAGCAACAGGAAACCAUUUUGACAGUGUCGAAGAUUUGGUUCGAUGGAUAGCUAGAUAGAGUCAGAGACUGCGUUGUCAUGGACAUCAAUUCAUUUACCUUUACCUGAAUAAGGUCAUACUUGGAAUAAGCAUUAAUUUAAUUUAGAUAUGUGGACAUGUACAUGUCUUAAUUGCACUAUACUUUACUAUUGACGUUUUCACAGCAUUUUGCAUUUUACAGCAGUUACCAAAUGCUUGAUGUAACAUUGCCUGUUUGUGAGCAAGAUGAAAAAAUAGAAAGGAGUUGUAGGUUUAGCAAAAUUAGAAAGAAAACACCAAAAAUGGUAAAAACGUUAGCAUCGUACAAUAAACUAUUUCAGGUUGUGGUUUUAAAACUGGCUGAAUAACAUUGGAUGUAUUGACAUAUUUACAUAAUCAGGUUAUGCUCCUUAACAUGCAAACAGAAUAUGAACAUAAUAUUCCAUUCGCAUAUCACGUAAACAUCAUAAUCUAAAUAAUGUCUUAUUCUGAAUACAGUCAAUAUUCAGAUUAAUAGUGUCCAUGUAAGCGUACUAUAAACUUUGCCACAACAGUUUUGUUUGACACAAGUCUUUUGACAUUAUCAUUUUUACGUUACCGAGCAUUUAAGAUCGGCCUCUGUUGUAGUCACUCCAUUCAAAAAGCCUGCAUGAGCUUAUUUUGUUGGAUUUCAAUUGCGAGCAGUGAUAGUUGUGUUACAAACAGUUCAAGAUACAUGACGGUACACCAGUUGAGCAAAGACACAGGUGGAUGAAAACACUUUGCCUCAAAUGGAAGGUCCCUAUUUCAACUUUUCCUGAAUUAUGAAAGCGUCUCCCCUUAUCUUCUGUGCAGCACUGUAUGUUGUCUCAGUCAUACACUGCAGGGUUGUGGUAAGCAGAAGGGUUUCAGGGUCUUUACUCUAUUAAUAGUAGACACACACAAGAGUGGCAUACCAUCAUGCACUUGUGCUUCUGCAUUAAAAUUGAAAUGAAAUCACAUUCAAAUAUUUGCUAGAACAGAGGAAGGAGAGGGGUGAAUGUUCUCCUGCUCUCUGAGCGUGGUGUUGUAGUCGAUGGUGAUGUUGCUGUAGGAGACGCAGCACUGAUCCAUAUCGCUCAUGUGACAUUCCUGCUGAAUCAAUGAGUGUUACGUGCCAAGAGCCUCGCACACGGAGCGAGCUCAGAGUGGCCCAGGGCAACGUCACUCAGCUCAUUUCUCCGAAGCUCGCCUGUUAGAGAUCACUGUGCAGAAUGAGCUGCUCCACUCUGUCACUUUCUGUUUGGUUUAAUAGUCUUUCACAUCAUCUUGAUUUCACCUUUAAGUUGUGAUGUUCACUUUUCCAAGUUGCUGAAACAUCUCAAACUUAUAACUGUAGAGUUGUUUCUGCUCAGGCAAACCAAACCCAAAGUGGUUAUUAGAAAAGUCAGAGAGAGAGGAGCCAAACUGAACGGAUGAUGAUAAGAACUGGACUUAAUCAGGAUUUUAUGUACA
Messenger RNA from Paralichthys olivaceus (Japanese flounder), 3188 nucleotides. It is a transcript of the gene vopp1b, whose product is annotated as VOPP1 WW domain binding protein b. The record is from RefSeq and is a predicted model, not a curated record. Lineage: Eukaryota; Metazoa; Chordata; Actinopteri; Pleuronectiformes; Paralichthyidae. Gene Ontology annotation, cellular component: cytoplasmic vesicle membrane.